Molecule: messenger RNA, 1293 nt
Organism: Fusarium proliferatum ET1
Lineage: Eukaryota; Fungi; Ascomycota; Sordariomycetes; Hypocreales; Nectriaceae
Exons: 5
Coding region: 1-1293 (430 amino acids)
Biological process (GO): secondary metabolite biosynthetic process
Molecular function (GO): FAD binding; monooxygenase activity
Source: RefSeq, a predicted model, not a curated record
AUGAAAGUUGUUAUUGUCGGCGCUGGUCUUGGGGGCAUUGCUUGUGGUAUCGCAUGCCGACGUCAAGGGUUAGAUGUGACCAUUUUCGAACGAGCCCCCGAACUCUCAGAGGCAUGCAUUCAAGUUCCGCCUAAUGCAUGUCGCGUGCUGGAUUAUAUCGGUGUCUUUGAAAAGAUCAAAUGCAAAGCAACUGAGAUUCUUACCCGCCACCUCCGUCGCUGGGAUAAUGGCGAUAUCUUGGCUACACGCAAAUACGGCACUGUCUCGUAUGCCAAGUAUGGAUAUCCAGCCAUGGUCAUCCAUAGAGCAGACCUCCAACAUGGUCUCAUAGAAACCGCUGCAGAGCUUGGUGUUGAUAUUCGUACAGGCUGUGAUGUUUUGAAAGCCGACUUUGAGGCUACCGAGGUCAUUCUAACCAAUGGGCAACGUUUCAGAGCAGAUGUCGUUGUGGGUGCGGAUGGUAUUUGGUCUACUCUGCGUAGCCAAGUGGUAGGGCAAGCAAUUGAGCCUACAGAGACUGGAGAUCUAGCAUAUCGAGGCACAUUCACGCGCCAGCAGCUUGAAGAACUUGACGACGCUGAGGUCAUGCGAUUUUGUGAUGAGAAUAAGCAAACGCUCACGCUGUGGCUAGGCCCUUUGAAACAUGCUGUUUUCUAUGCCAUCCGGGGCGGCGAGCUUUGGAACCUGGUGUUGCUGACGCCGGAUAAAAUGCGAAAAGGCCAAAGAACUGAGAAGGGCGACUUGGCUGAGAUGUGUAGAGAGUUUGAGGGUUGGGAUCCGAUAUUAACCAAAAUUACCACUUGCUUCUCCUCCACUUUAAAAUGGAAGCUCUGUCACCACAGUGAACUUGAAAGAUGGGUUAAGGAUAAAUUUGUCCUCUUGGGAGAUUCUGCUCACCCAACACUUCCAUACCAAUCUCAAGGUGCCGCAAUGGCAUUUGGCGACGCCGCUGUUCUGGGUGCCCUACUGGGAAGGUUCAACAAAACAAGCAAAGAAAAGCUGGAGGCCUGUGAAAUGACACUACCAAAGGUUCUAGGUAUCUUCGAGUCACUUCAAAAGCCAUACUCGACGCUGAAUGUUAAAGGAGCGGUUACUAAUAGAGUCAUGUACCACCUGCCGGAUGGGGAGGAACAGAGACAACGGGACAGGGAGUUUUCUGGGAUGACGAGUGAGUCACAGAGCGAAUGGACAUGGAUUGACGGACAAUAUCAGAGACAUAUCAUUGGCUCUGACUUGGUGAGGCUAGCUAUGGAUAAGUUUGAGUCGGAGGUCAACGGUGAUAGUCAGGAUUAG